AUGACCACCAACAGUUCCGCCCUCUACCUCUCCAACAGUACCUGCUACUUCGGCGCCGGCCAACUCGCAUUCCCCGCCUUCAUCCCCUGCGGCAACGCCGCCACAAACGGCCACCACGCCUGCUGCUACUCGAACGACUUCUGCCUCUCAUCAAACACUUGCUGGGACAACACCACCGUCGUCACCUACAUCGCCGGCUGCACGGACCCCCUCUUCCGCGCGAGCACGUGUCCAUAG
Messenger RNA from Fulvia fulva, 237 nucleotides. RefSeq lists its product as uncharacterized. The transcript has a single exon. NCBI's taxonomy places the organism in Eukaryota, Fungi, Ascomycota, Dothideomycetes, Mycosphaerellales, Mycosphaerellaceae. The coding region runs from base 1 to 237 and encodes 78 amino acids. The record is from RefSeq and is a predicted model, not a curated record.